AUGGUAAGAUUACUUAUAUUUACCAUUGUUAUAACUUUACUUGCUUGUUGUCAAGGGGCUGUAAUUGUAGAUUUUGGCCAUGAACAUAUUUCAGUUGCUUGGUAUUCUAACAAUAGAGUAGAUAUUCUUAAUGACAGUCAUGGGAAUAGAAACGUUUAUUCUAAAAUUGCUUAUCGUUGUAAACACCAAGACUUAAUUUACGGACAACAAGCACAGUCAAUAAUUGGCAAUCAACUGAUAAAUACUAUUUCACCACUUUAUAAUGAAAUGGAACAAAUAGAAAAUUGCACUAUCCAACAAGACUUUACUUCGUUGUUGGCACUACAAAUAGAUAAUUUGUUUUAUAAAUUGGAUAAUGAAAAUAAUACGCGUAUUUCUCUUACUGAUUUACUUAGCUUAGACUCUAGACAUUCAUCUUAUUUUAUUAUUCCAUCUACAUUUACUCCAUAUGACAUUGAACGUAUUCGACUUAUUCUUCCAGAAGUUCAAUUUAUUACAAAACACAAGUUACAUGCUGGAAUGAUUUUAGAUGCUGUCUUAAAGAAAGUAAUUGAUAUAAAAGAUGAAUAUGUUAUGAUUGAUUGUGGUGCUCAUGAAACUGCUAUUACUAAAGUUAAAAUGAUUAAUGGAACACAAUUUUCUAUUGUUUCUAGUAAUGUCAUUCCUCUUUCCAUUCAUCAAUUAAACAAAAAGUUAGCUGGUUUAGUUGGUUCAGUACGAGGUGUUUCAGAGAAUCAUAAUUUCAUGAACCAAAUUAAUGAACUUAGAGUUAAGUUAUCUUCAAAUCAAGAGAUUACUAUGUUUAUUGAAGAACUUGAAAAAAAUGUUACAAUAACCAGAGACCAAUUUAAUAGUGUUAUUGUUGAUGAACUAAAACCAUUAGAAAAUGUUUUAAAUAAUAUUAAAAGUGAAUUAAAUGAAAAUGCUACAAUUUUUGUUAUUGGAGGGUUAAGUUAUACACCUAGAGUUAAAGAACUCAUUGAACAAACAGUUGGAAAUUAUUCUAUUCGUUUAAGUGGAGACCAAUAUCUUAUGGAAAGUGCUAAAACUUUAAUAACAUUAGACAAUAUGUUAGACAGUCCAAUGAAUAUUAUUGAUAUUAUUCCAUAUCCAAUUAAUAUAAAAAUUAAUGAACAAGAAAUCCCAUUUAUAAAUAAUGAACACCAAGUGACAUUGGAUCAAGUAUAUAAUAUUCCUUUAAGUAAAACAAAUAAAUUAGAGUUUGUUGCUGAUAUCGAUGGAACAAAAAGAAGUGUUAGAAUAUAUUCUAUUGAAAAAAUGGAAAAAGAUACUAAUGCCACAAUUUACUUUAGUUCCAUUGAAAAAGGAUUUGUCAGUUCUAUUCAAAUAGAAAAUUCUACUAUUCAACUAAUUCCAAUAUUUAAUAGUAGUGCUAUUAAAGAAGAAAUUAAAGAACAACGUGAAAAAGAACAAACUAAAAGAGAAAGUGAAGCUGCUAUCAUUGCAAAAAGACAAGAGUAUGAAAUGUUAUUAAAUGAUUUUAAACGAUAUAUAACAAGUGGUAUUGAUAUCGAAAACCUUGAAAGUAUAUUUGUUGAUGUAGAAAGAAGAAUAGUAUGGCUUGAAGAUCAACUUGAUUUGAAUUUAGAAGAUAUUGAAAAGGAAUACAAUGAAUUUAAAACUAAAUACGAGAAAGAGUUAGCCCUUUAUUUUGAUUUCCAAAUGUUUAAUUUAAGAAUGGAGACUAUGGGAACAAAAAUAUUUAAAGUCAUUGAAGAAAUGAGACUUUUAAGAAUGAACCAAGCCCAAGAAUAUGCUAAAAAAAUUAAUGAUGCUGUUCAACAUACUUCUAAUAGAAAAAGUGAUCGUGAAUCUUUUGAGGCUUCAAUAAGUAAACUGUACGAUGAAAUGACCAAUAAAGUUCAUAAGAAGAAAAGGUCAAUUACUUUAAGAGGAUAUUGGCAAAUCUUUGGAUAUGUUAUGGUUGCUAUUUUUGUCAUAUUAAUCCUUUACUUGAGCUUCUUUAAAUCAAAGAAGUCAACAGUUACUAAAAGACCUCAUAUAAAACACCAUUAA
This is a messenger RNA of Entamoeba dispar SAW760, 2037 nucleotides long. RefSeq lists its product as uncharacterized. Gene Ontology annotation, biological process: protein folding. Gene Ontology annotation, molecular function: ATP binding; ATP-dependent protein folding chaperone. The transcript has a single exon. The record is from RefSeq and is a predicted model, not a curated record. Lineage: Eukaryota; Evosea; Mastigamoebida; Endamoebidae. Bases 1 to 2037 code for a protein of 678 amino acids. Gene Ontology annotation, cellular component: nucleus; cytosol.